AUGGAACCUGCGCAGGUCCAGUUGGCUCAUCCAUUACCGUCUCUAAGUUUCAAUUUCGGCACCUCCGACCCAUCGAUACACAGCGAGCGCGUCUCCCUGGAGUAUAUGCACCAGUGGAAUUCAUUUGUUCAAGAUGCCUUUGGCCGUUUUCAACGAGCAAAUAUCACGCACCAGGUUGAUAUCCAUGACGAAAAUGAGCUGUACAUAGUCAUGAAUGAAUUAGGCCUUUCUGGCAGGUUUGUGCGAAACCUAUGUGACCCUGUGAUGAGGGCACUUGAGCCAUUGUCAAGCAUGUCUUCCAUGAGAUUUGCCGACAUCCAAGCUAUCACCCAUAUGACCAACAUCAUUCCAAAUGUUUCCUUGGGCCCCGUUAACACUGAGCGCACACCCGAUAAUGUUUAUCUGCUCCGAGGUCCUCCUCCGCCGUGUGUCUCAAAUCGUCUCCGUGGGAAUGAACCUCGGCCGCCUCAGCCGCCUCAACCGCCGCAGCUACCCUUAGCCUCAAUUGGGCAAACAAUCACUCUGACUAGCGUCAUAUUAGACUACGGCCAAGGUACCCCUAUGGUUAUCAAUUGUGUCCAACAGCUAUCAGAUCCCAACGUCCAUGACAAGGCAGUUUGGCUGGCCGAUCUGAAUGGCACGCCUGUUAUCAUCAAGUGUUGGAAGGUUGAUCUGGAAGAACUAUUUGAUUCCGAAGCAGUAAUUUACGAGAGAAUUUGGACACAACGACCGUCCGGAGCCCAUGUUUUUGCCAACUGGAUAUCGCGAGGCAGAGUCAUAUGUUCAAGUGUCUUUCCAUCUGGAUACGCACUCGUUCUUGAGUAUAGGGACGGGGCACGUCUCUCUCAUAUCUGGCAUACACUCAAUGAACUCGAACGUGCACACAUCAAGACCCAGUCACUAAACGGAAUUAACGCCCUUCGCCAAAUCGCAGUACGACUCAGUGACGCAGGAAUGCAUAACAUGCUUUACAACAGACAGAGUCGGAUAGUUACUCUGCUGGAUAUUGAGGUUGCGGUGGAAAUUCAGCCUAACGCUCAUAUUCCCACUUCUCACGAAAUGGGGGCAAUCUUCGGUUCAAACGCUAUGUUAGGGCAUGAGUAUGCAAUUCCCACGGAUGAAGAUGAAGACUCAAUGGCCGUCCAAAAGCUCUAUCCUAUUUCUAUAUUUUAA
Penicillium robsamsonii is the source of this 1173-nucleotide messenger RNA. RefSeq lists its product as uncharacterized. NCBI's taxonomy places the organism in Eukaryota, Fungi, Ascomycota, Eurotiomycetes, Eurotiales, Aspergillaceae. The record is from RefSeq and is a predicted model, not a curated record. The coding region runs from base 1 to 1173 and encodes 390 amino acids. Gene Ontology annotation, biological process: protein phosphorylation. The transcript has 3 exons. Gene Ontology annotation, molecular function: protein kinase activity; ATP binding.